CCUCCGCCGCGUCUCUCGCGAGAUCGCCCCCGCCGUGCACCAGAUCAUCCUCAACGGCGCCGCCCUCCGCCGCAUGAUCAGCCACCCGCAAGCAUUGGGAGGUCCCCUGUGCCGCCGAGGCCGGCCGCACGACUCCUCGCCCGCGGCGUCCUCCCCUCGACACCGCCGUCGUCGGCAGCCGCGAGUUCGGCCUCCGCCUCCUCGACGCGCACCUCGUCUUCGCACGCCGCUUCGGCAGCACCGCCGCGUGCGGGCGCAACGCCCACCGCGGCCUCGUCUUCCCUCGACACCGCCGCCGUCGGCAGCCGCGAGUUCGGCCUCCGCCUCCUCGACGUGCACCCCGUCUUCGCGCGCCGCGUCGGCAGCACCGCCGCGUGCGGGCGCAACGCCCACCGCGGCCUCGUCUUCCCCCGACACCGCCAUCGUCGCAGUCGCGAGUUCAGAUCGCCUCCGACGCACACCUCGUCUUCGUGCGCCGCGUUGGCAGUACCGCCGCGCACAGGCGCAACACCCACUGCGGCCGCACCGUCACCGUAAAGAUCCUCCCCGUCGGCGUCGACAUGGCCCAGCUCCGCUCCGUGGUCGUCGCGCCCGAGGCCCUCGCCACGCUCCGCGACC
This is a messenger RNA of Ananas comosus (pineapple), 618 nucleotides long. Its product is annotated as splicing factor, proline- and glutamine-rich-like. NCBI's taxonomy places the organism in Eukaryota, Viridiplantae, Streptophyta, Magnoliopsida, Poales, Bromeliaceae. The annotation marks the transcript as partial. The record is from RefSeq and is a predicted model, not a curated record. The transcript has a single exon.